Molecule: messenger RNA, 2544 nt
Organism: Dipodomys ordii (Ord's kangaroo rat)
Lineage: Eukaryota; Metazoa; Chordata; Mammalia; Rodentia; Heteromyidae
Gene: Gfm2
Product: G elongation factor, mitochondrial 2
Exons: 19
Coding region: 25-2346 (773 amino acids)
Biological process (GO): mitochondrial translation; ribosome disassembly
Cellular component (GO): mitochondrion
Molecular function (GO): GTPase activity; translation elongation factor activity; GTP binding
Source: RefSeq, a predicted model, not a curated record
CAGAAAACAGUUUAGAAGAUCAAGAUGUUGACUAACUUGUGGAUAUUUGCAGUGAGUCAUCAGAAAAUGCCUAGCAUGCACAUUCAUAAUAUAUGCUGCUGUAUAAAAGCAAGUUUAAAAAGAUCAAAGCCAUGGAUACUUCUUGGGAGAAAUUACAGUUCCUUACCAGGUACAAAUUAUAUACCUAAUAAUGCAUUUUCCCUCCCCUUUUUAAACAGAAUCCGUAAUAUUGGAAUUAUGGCUCAUAUUGAUGCAGGCAAAACUACCACCACAGAAAGAAUAUUGUACUAUUCUGGAUACACAAGAUCAUUGGGAGAUGUUGAUGAUGGAGAUACAGUAACAGAUUUCAUGGCUCAGGAGCGAGAAAGAGGCAUUACCAUUCAAUCAGCAGCUGUUACUUUUGAUUGGAAGGGGUAUAGAGUCAAUCUAAUUGAUACACCAGGUCAUGUGGAUUUUACCCUGGAGGUUGAGCGCUGCUUACGAGUAUUGGAUGGUGCGGUGGCUGUAUUUGAUGCCUCUGCUGGUGUAGAGGCCCAAACUCUUACUGUAUGGAGGCAAGCUGAUAAACACAAAAUACCUCGGAUCUGUUUUUUAAACAAGAUGGACAAAACUGGAGCAAGUUUCCUCUAUGCAGUUGAAAGUAUCAGAGAGAAGUUAAAGGCAAAGCCUUUGCUUUUACAGUUACCGAUUGGUGAAGCCAAAACUUUCAAAGGAAUUGUGGAUGUAGUAAGUAAAGAAAAACUUCUUUGGAAUCCUAAUUCAGAAGAUGGAAAAGACUUUGAGAGAAAACCCCUCUUGGAAAUGAGUGAUCCUGAAUUGCUGAAGAAGACACUUGAAGCAAGGAACAGCUUAAUUGAACAAGUUGCAGAUUUGGAUGAUGAAUUUGCUGCUUUGGUUUUAGAAGAAUUUAGUGAAAAUUUUGAUUUGCUACCAGCUGAAAAGCUGCAGGCUGCAAUACACAGAGUGACUCUGGCCCAAACAGCAGUGCCCGUGCUUUGUGGAAGUGCCCUGAGAAACAAAGGUGUCCAGCCCUUGCUAGAUGCCAUCACUAUGUACUUGCCUUCACCUGAAGAGCGGGAGUAUGAAUUUCUCCCGUGGUAUAAGGGUGACUUAUGUGCACUGGCAUUUAAAGUUCUCCAUGACAGGCAGCGAGGACCACUGGUUUUUAUACGCAUUUACUCAGGCACAUUGAAGCCCCAGCUGGCCAUCCAUAAUGUUAAUGGAAACUGCACAGAGAGAGUGAGUCGUCUACUCUUGCCAUUUGCUGACCAACAUGUAGAAAUCCCUUCCCUCACUGCUGGCAACAUUGCUUUGACUGUUGGGCUCAAACAUACUGCUACUGGAGACACUAUUGUCUCAUCCAAGUCUAGUGCAUUAGCUGCAGCUCGCCAAGCCAGAAAGGAGGGAGAAAAGAAGCACAGGCAAAACAGUGAUGCCGACAGGCUUUUAUUGGCUGGGGUAGAGAUUCCAGAACCUGUUUUCUUCUGUACCAUCGAACCCCCAUCAGUGGCUAAGCAGCCAGACUUGGAUCAUGCAUUGAAAUGUCUCCAGCGUGAAGAUCCCAGUUUAAAAGUGAAGCUAGAUCCUGACUCAGGACAAACCAUCCUGUGUGGCAUGGGGGAGUUACACAUUGAGAUAAUCCAUGACCGGAUCAAGAGAGAAUAUGGCCUGGAGACCUAUCUGGGGCCUCUCCAGGUGGCAUACCGAGAGACCAUCCUAAACUCAGUUCAUGCCACAGAUACCUUAGAUAGAACUUUAGGAGACAAACGACAUCUUGUUGCUGUAGAACUGGAGGCAAGGCCAACAGACGCUCCAUCUGUGGAGCCAGUAAUUGAGUAUGCUGAAAGUAUCAGUGAAGAUCUUCUGAAGGCCUCUCAGGAGGCUAUUGAAAGUGGAAUCCACAGUGCAUGCCUUCAAGGACCAUUGCUUGGAUCACCAGUUCAAGAUGUGGCAGUUACUUUGUAUUCACUGACAGUUCAUCCUGGAACCUCCACAACUAUGAUUUCUGCCUGUGUCUCAAGAUGUGUACAGAAGGCUCUAAAGAAAGCUGACAAGCAAGUAUUAGAACCUCUGAUGAAUCUGGAAGUUACAGUGACCAGAGAUCACCUCAGCCCUGUCCUGGCAGACCUGGCACAAAGAAGAGGCAACAUUCAGGAAAUCCAGACUCGCCAGGACAACAGAGUUGUUAUUGGAUUUGUUCCCUUAGCAGAAAUUAUGGGUUAUUCAACUGUGCUUCGGACACUCACAUCAGGCUCAGCGACUUUUGCCUUAGAAUUGUCUUCUUAUCAAGCCAUGAGUCCUCAAGACCAAAGCAUGCUGCUCAGCCAGAGAAGUGGUUCUGCCUAAGUGUUUUAGGUCUGUGGAAAUGGAAAGAAGUUCAGGAGCGUCUCCCACCUGCUUCAUUUUCACUUUCAGGCCAGAACUUUUAGCACAUUCAGAGUAUUGGAUAAAAGACACAACUUAAACUGUCAAUAACACCAGAGCUGCCCAUUUUAGAAAAUAGUAUGUGCUCUUUUACAGUAAACACAUCUGAAGUUGUUCUUA